This is a messenger RNA of Phaedon cochleariae (mustard beetle), 3069 nucleotides long. The record is from the annotation of a GenBank genome assembly. Lineage: Eukaryota; Metazoa; Arthropoda; Insecta; Coleoptera; Chrysomelidae.
GUCUUGUCCUUGUCAAUUUGUCAUGUUUACAUUUUACAAUAAUAUUUACAUGUUUGGAUUGCAAUGUUGUGAUGUGAAAUUGUGAAUUAUUGAAUUAAAAGUGGCUGUGUAAUUCGCAGCUAGCUUUUGAAAACAUUAUUUGACUAUAUUGUAUUUGGCAAACGGUUACAAAAUGUUAUAAACAUCAGUCCUUCCAAGAACCCAUCAUUCCCAUGUCAUUCCAGGAAAAAUCGGUAUGUCUGAUACUGACGAUACUGAUGAUUUGUUACUAAUUCCUCCUGACUUUUUCGUAUUAGAUUCUGAUUAUAAUCAUUCCGCUAUCAUAGAACCAUAUUAUAAUAUUGUGGAUAAUCUCAUAAGCAAAGUGAACAACUUGCAGAAUCGCAUCACAUCCAUAGAGUCAAGUGAUAGUUUGUUGAGUAAUUCAGUGGAUUUCAUGGAUUCACCCCGUAAAAUGCAUAGUUCUGUAAAUGGAGCCAGAAAAUAUAACAGUAUUGAUGAUUUAUACACCCCCAGCAGUACACAGAGUACUCCUCAAAAACCCCCCACAAAAUUAAGGCUGAAUUCACUACCAGCUAGCCCUAAUGUUGAUAAAUUUGGUAGUGGAAAAAGUUUUCAACAAAGCAGCGCCGAUUUGAAGACCUACAAAAUUCGUUCACCCCAAAAAAAUUAUGAGACUCAGUCUACAAAACCUAAAAGUAAGGAAGACAGCCCCAUGUUAAAUGAAAUAGAUUCUUUCUUAUCAAAGGUGAAAACCAUACAACGUCUUAAUGCUGUGAGAAAUUUAGAAUUUGAUCUGAAUGCUUGUCAAGAAAAUCAAAGGGACUUGACAGAAAAUAAUAUAAAAGAAUGUGAGGAAAUUUCAGCAGCAAAAGUGAAUACAUGGCAAUCAGGAGACAGGAAAGAGAGUGUACCAGAUCUCCACACUGGUGUGAGGGACAUACUUUAUCAACCAGGGGAUUCAUUCACUGAGCAGUUCAGAAAAGAGUCCCAUUUACCAGAUAGUUCAAUAGCAAACAAUUCUGCUAGUAGUUUUGAUAGAUAUCCCCUUUCUGAUAGCAGUACUGAUUCUACCCAGGUGACAGCCUACAAAAAGAAUUACAGUAGAGAUGAUCUGCUGAGAAGUCCUUUACAUUCAAAUGCACUGAGUAUACUCAAUGUUCAUAAGCAAUUACAAGAUGCUGCUCAUGAAAGUAGUGGUAGGAAUAGAAAUAGAGAACACAAACAAAGAAGUGCCAAUACAAUUGUUGACAAGACAGAUUACCUAUUGGACCAAAAUUUGGGGUUACUAAAAUUAGCAGAUAUAUGGAGUACUAAUUCCAAGGUACAUUUGAGUGAGUCCCAUCUCUCACAAAAACUGCAAGAAGAAAAAUUGAGGCGUCUGCAUUGUGAGGAUUUGAUUCAAGAUUUGCAGAAUCGCAAUCUAGAAUUGCAACAAAAAUUAACAGUUGCUGUUAAUGUGGAUGAAACAAAAAAUAAAACUAUCCAACAGUUCCAGGAAGCUCUUGAAAAAAUUGUUAUGAGAUUAGAAAAAUUGAACAAAGAAAAACAUGACCAUGAAAAUGAAAUGUCAAAAUUGAAGAGGAAGCAUUCUCAGGAGAUGGAAAAUGCUGCUCAGAAAUUGACUUCCUAUGAAAAAGAAGUUUCAAAUGCUUUAACUGUGGCCCAUGAAAAUCGGGAAAAAUAUAAAUCUAUGGAAAACAAAUAUUCCCAACUACAAAAUGAAGCAAUGUCAAUGGAAAGGACUCUUAGAGACCUGCAAGUUAAAUACAACAACCAGAUUGAGAAAAAUGAGGGGCUUUCCAAACUACUAGAUGAUAAAGAGGCUGAACUGAUUGAGAAUAAAAAUAACGUGAACACUGCUAGAUCAGAAAUAUCGCAGAGCAGAAAAGCUGUGGAAAUUUGCCAGGCGGAGGUCAGUACGAUGAAAAAAGAACACUCAAUAUUACAAAGCCAACUGAGUGAUUUGAAAGAAGAAGUUUCCCUAUUGAAUGACCAGAAGAAGGAACUUUUGGCUGAGGUUGCGUCUCACAAAAAACGCGAGAUGGAAUUGAACGAUGAGUUGUCAAAGGCGAAAAAACAAAUAGAAAACAAUAAAUUGGAGCUCAGGAAUUUUUAUCAAGGUCAGGUGGAAAUUUUGGUUCAGAAUAAACUGAAAGAGUUUCAGUCGCAAUUGGAUCAGGCUGAAAUGGGUUUCAAGGGGGAGAUUAAGAAGAGAGAAAUGUCCAUAGCGAAAACGGCUGCCUCACAUAUUCAACAAAUUUCGGAAAAAUAUUCUCUCGAGAUAAAGUUGCUCGAGAAAAAACACCAAGAGGAGAUCAAAUUGUACAACAUCCAGAUAAUGCAGCACAAGCAGCAAGCGGAGAACGUGCAGAGCAAACUGGACCAGAUCCAAGAGAAGAGGGUUCAGAUCGCCAAACAACUCCAGAAGAUCAUGGAGUCUCAGUGGACGGAGGCUUUGCGGAUCAUUUCCAGCGGCAAAAGUCCCACGUUGAAUGACGAGUCCGCUUUCAACACUAUCGACCAACUGAACUCGCUCAAAACCAGAUCUUACAACAAUGUCGAGGAAGUUCUAGCACAGCAGCAAGAAGAACAUUACAAUAUAACGAAGCGACAGAAGAAUGGCCAACAAACAGAAAUGGCCGAAUUUCCUCUCGGUCGUGGUCAAGAGGCUUUCAGUUUGGCCAUGGACACUCCUGUCUCCAGCAGAAAUAAAUUCAGCGAGAAUGAUAUACAAAAAUACAUCAAUUUGUUAUUAAAUAGACAUGUCGGCAAUCCGACUCAAGAUGAGGCUUCCAAAGAAUCGGAACAAGCGUCAGAAUCACACGAUAGGGGAGCAUUUUCGUAUGAUUUUGACGAUGCGAGCAAAGAUGGUCUCAGGGGUCUUCAGAAGGAGAAGAAAAUUCCAAAGCCGCCUUGGAAGUAAUAUAGACUUGUAUACCUAAUGGGUUUUAAAAUUUUAUUUAAUUUAUAUGUACAAAUAUGAAGUUGAUAUUUUUAUUUAUGUGUAUAUAGUUUAUAUUACUUUCGAUUUUUAUGACUGAAUAAAAUUACUCCCGGGUCAUUCUA